GGCCGCCUGCGAAGCAACUCGGCGGGCUCUGCGAAACCGGCUGUCUGCCUUCACGAGUUUUACCAGCAGGUGAAUCUUUCCGGGGGAGAGUAAAAAGUGCAGUGGUGGACGCAAUGGGCGUGUUCCUUGAGUCGUGGCUGAGCGAAGUGGUCGCCGUUCUCCUGGUGACAGUGGCGGCGCUGUAUGCCUGGUUCUCACACGGAUACACCUACUGGAGCAAGCGUGGAGUGCCGCAGGCGAAACCGCAGAUACCCUUCGGGAAUCUCAGGAAAAGCUUUCUAGGACAGAAACGUUUGGAGUUUAUUCUGCAAGACAUCUACCGUCAGUUCAGAGGUGAGAGGUAUGUGGGAAUAUACGGAUUCACCAAACCAAUGCUCGUCCUGAUUGACCCUGACCUCAUACGGAUGGUACUAGUCAAAGAUUUUGACUCGUUCCGGAAUAGAGGAGUCCCUUUCAACGAGCAGGAACCGUUGAACCACAAUCUGUUCUUCAUUGGAGGCAACAAAUGGAAACGGUUGCGAACCAAGUUGACCCCGACUUUUACGUCAGGAAAGCUCAAGAUGAUGUGCCAGACGAUGCAGGACUGCGGCCGCGAGAUGGUGGAGGUGUUGGGAGAUUCAGCGAGCCGUGGGGAGGUGGUGGAGAUGCGGGAGGUGUCCGCCAGGUACGCCACGGACAUCAUCGCGUCCGUCGCCUUCGGCGUGGAGUGCAACUGCCAGAGGAACCCGGAGGCCGAGUUCCGACAGUGGGGGCGCAAGGUGUUUGAGCCCUCGCUCAAGUCCAAGAUCGCUCAGAUCAUGUACGAUUUCGUCCCCCUGUUAGCCAAGGCACUCGGGGUUGCUGGUGGAACGGAAGAAGUGUCGCAGUUCUUCCGAAACAUGGUGAGAGAGACCGUGGAGUACCGGGAGAAGAACAACGUGACACGCAACGACUUCAUGCAUCUGCUGAUACAGCUCAAGAACAGGGGCUUCGUCGAUGACGAUAAGCUCAACGGCCUCAUGGAUAGCUCCAAGGAUGUGGACAACUGGAAGUUGUCGAUGGAUGACGUGGCAGCCCAAGCGUUCGUGUUCUUCCUGGCGGGCUUCGAGACAUCGUCGACCACGAUGAGCUUCGCGCUGUACGAGCUGGCCCUCAAUCCAGACGUGCAGAAACGUCUACAAGAGGAGGUGGACGCCACGAUGAAGAAGAACGAUGGGCAGCUGACAUACGAGGCCAUCUCGGAGAUGCCGUACCUCGACAAAGUAGUUUCAGAAACGCUAAGGAUGUAUCCACCAGGCGCACUACUUGGUCGCAAGUGCACAAGCCGCUACCAGUUCCCUAACAAUGGAGUCACCGUGGAAGAAGGGACGCCAAUCUUCGUUCCAGUCUAUGCCCUGCAUCACGACGCGGAGUACUUCCCACAGCCUGAACGUUUCGACCCCGAAAGGUUCUCGGAGCAAAACAAAGCAGGGAGAAACCCAUAUGUGUAUCUGCCAUUCGGUGAAGGACCGCGCAACUGCAUAGGUAUGCGGCUAGGCCUCCUGCAGACCAAGAUUGGGCUGGCGUACCUCAUGUCCAAGUUCGCAGUUCAUCGCUGUGAGCAGACGAAGGUGCCGAUCGAGUUUAAUGCAGUCUCCUUCAUUCCGAUGCCCACCACUGGUAUUCAGUUACGGCUAGCCAAAAGGACGUAACUACUUACGGACCUGACCCUGCUACACCUGCAGUAUUAUUUGCAUUGUAAAUACUACAUAUCAUUGAUCUUAGAGCUUAAGACUGCACAUA
This is a messenger RNA of Schistocerca piceifrons (Central American locust), 1761 nucleotides long. RefSeq names its product probable cytochrome P450 6a13. The coding region runs from base 114 to 1670 and encodes 518 amino acids. The record is from RefSeq and is a predicted model, not a curated record. Lineage: Eukaryota; Metazoa; Arthropoda; Insecta; Orthoptera; Acrididae. Gene Ontology annotation, molecular function: iron ion binding; oxidoreductase activity, acting on paired donors, with incorporation or reduction of molecular oxygen; heme binding. The transcript is spliced from 8 exons.